AUGAUUGUCAGCGAGGGGCCCAUACCGUAUCCCAAGUUGGCGGCAGUUCGGACACUGCUCCCUCUGGGCAUCAUCGCCGCCUCCGCCGUGACCCGUAUCCCGCCCAUCAAGCGUGCUCUCGACUGGGCCUUCACUGAUACCUACCCCCUCUCAGCUGUCCCCAGCAAUGUCGAACCCGCCGUCGCCGAGCGCAAGGCGGCCCAGUUUGCUCCUGCGGGCUUCUUGCAUCCCCUCCUCGGCUUCCUGAGCGGCAUGGAGCUGCUCGCGUGGACCAUCGUGUUUGGCGAUGAGCUUGCACUUGCUAUCAACACCAGUACUGUCGACCUCAAGACCGCCCUUCUCGCCGGUGGCAUGGUUAUUGUCUGGUUAUUCCUCACUGUGCGCACGGUUGUUCACCCACCUGUGACUCCGCCCGGGUCGUCUUUGUUAAUCUAUGCCGUGCUGUGCGCUUACAGCGUCGCCGUGUGGAUUGACGUUGGCAACGCCCGUCUCGCCAAUGGCGAGUUCCCCGUGUGGGCAACCCAGCAGGCGCUCAUAUUCGAGACUGCCAACCUGACAACGACUCUGAUGUUGGUCCUGCUUGCGAGCCAGCUUCGCUUUAGCUCGCCCAUCGUGCUUGCUCGUGCUCCCCAGCUGGGCAUGGACGACACUGCGACGUUCUGGCAGUGGAUCACCUUUUCCUGGGUGUCCUCGUUCAUCAAGUACACUGCAAGCAACGAGCUUACGCCCGAGGAGCUCCCGAAGCUGUCGCCUACCCAACAGACUGCCAACACCUUCCGCUUGCUGCAGGAUGUGGUCGCCAACACCCUGCUUCGGAAGCUUGCCCUGGCCAACCGCUUCGACGUGUUCGUCGACCUUAGUCUCACAUUCGUCUCCGUCUGCCUGAACUACCUGUCGCCAUUCUUCCUUGGCAAGAUCCUCACUGCCAUCAGCCAUCACCGCAAUGGUCACGACGGUGCCCUUGCUCAGGCCUACACUUUUGCAUUCCUGGCAUUCCUCGCUAGCGUGUCCAAGUCUGUUUUCGACCUGAUUCACCUCUGGGCGUGUCGCCGUGCUUCUGUGCGUAUCAAGGGCAGCCUCAUUGCUGCUCUCUGUGACAAGGCCCUCCGUCGCAAGGAUGCUUCGGGUGUCAUCAACCCCAAGGAGGAGGAGACCAGCAAUGUCUCGAAGGACGGCAAGGACGUUGCCAAGGAUGGAAAGGAUGGAAAGGACGGCAAGGAGGAGAAGAAGACCAACGCCAACGCCGGCAAGGUCGUCAACCUCAUGUCUGGUGAUGCCAACCGUAUCGCAAUGACUGUGUCCUUCCUCAACAUCAUCUACGCGAACCCCAUCGAGAUCACUGUCGCCUGUACUCUCCUUUACGGUCUCCUGGGGUGGUCUGCGUUCGCCGGGGUCAUUGCCGUCGUGAUCGCCACUCCGAUAAACUCUUGGAUCUCGCGCCGUGCCGUCGGGAUCCAGAAGGACCUCCUCAAGGCUCGUGACAAGCGUAUUAACGUGAUGAAUGAGCUCAUUGGCGCUAUUACUUUUAUCAAGUUCUUUGCGUGGACAGAGAAGUGGGAGAAGCGCGCCUCGGACGCGCGCAAGGGCGAGCUCAAGCAAAUGAUUCGAUCCAUCUUGAACAACCUGAUGUUCUCGCUCCUCUGGUCGCUUGUCCCCAUCAUGGUCUCACUCCUCUCAUUCUUCUGCUUCAUUGUCAUCGCCAAGGAGAAGCUCACCGUGGCAAUCGCUUUCGAGUCCAUUGCGCUCUUCAGCAUGCUUCGUAUGCCUCUCAACUCGAUCCCCAUGUUCAUUGUCUGGAUCCUCCAGUCCAAGGUUGCCCUGGGUCGUAUCCAGUCCUUCCUUGAAGAGGAGGAAGUGCCUGACUGGGUGUCGUCGCUCAAGCGUCACGAGGCGCCGAGCAGCGACAGCAAGAUUGGCUUCACCAAGGCCACCCUCAGGUGGAACGCUGGUGACAAGGACAAGACCGAGAAUGGCCAGGCUGGCGAGAACGGCAAUGGCAACGGUGCAUCGUCACCUGAUGCCGAGGGCCCCGAAUCUUCUUCGGUCGAGUCUGUCCCCGAGGUGUUUGAACUGUCAAACGUUACUGUCGAUUUCCCACUCGGAAAACUGACUGUGGUCACUGGGCCUACGGGUGCGGGUAAAACCGCCAUCCUCACCGGUCUUCUUGGCGAGAUGGACAUCGUCCAGGGUGAGACCCACCUGCCCAAGUACCUUACUCAAGUCGAUCACACCACCGGUCUCCGUAACUCUGUGGCGUAUGCUGCGCAGACGCCAUGGCUUCAGCAAAAGACUAUCAAGGACAACAUUCUGUUUGGCGAGCAGGUCGACGAGGAGCGUUACGAGGCCUGCGUUGAUGCCUGUGCCCUUCGGACCGACUUUGACAUUCUCGAGGACGGCGACCAGACCGAGAUCGGCGCAAAGGGCGUUUCUCUCAGUGGUGGUCAAAAGGCCCGAGUCGCUCUUGCGCGUGCCGUCUACUCGUUUGCGCAACACGUGCUCCUGGACGAUCCUCUGGCCGCGGUGGACUCGCACACGGCCAAACACCUCGUGGACAAGUGUCUCAACGGGCCGUUGCUCAAGGGCCGCACAGUGAUCCUGGUCUCUCACCACCUGGACCUGCUCCUUCCGACGGCCGACUACAUCGUUCGAAUCCUGGACGGUCGCGUGGACUGCCAGGGUGCGCCCGAACACCUGCGCGAGACCGGCGACCUCGACGGCGUUGUGGCAGUUGAGGAGGCUGAGGUGACCAAGCUGGAGAUUGUGUCUGCCGACAAUGUCGUCGACGAGAUUGAAGGCGAGGAGGACGACUCCAAGAAGACCGAGAAGAAGAAGGGCCCAGGUCGCAAGCUCGUCAAGGACGAGGAGCGUGCCGUCGGCAACGUCAAGUGGCACACCUACAAGCUUUACAUCCAGGCGUCGACCUACAUCACGCUGGUCUUUUGGGUCAUCACCUUGGUGCUCUCGCAGUUGAACGCGGUUGCAGAGUGGUUCUGGCUUCGUGUCUGGGGCGAAGCGUACAACACUCAGGUCACCAACUUCUUUUCGUUUGGAUACGCCAACAGCCUGCCCGACAAGCAGCUUUCUACCGACUACCACCACCACUUUAUCUACCACUCGCAGAACAAUGUCACUGCCGCUCCUGGCUUUGUCGUUCAGGGCGCGGACGUUGGUUCCAUCGCCAGCCUGCCGUCUGCGGACACCAACCCGGGCUUUUACCUCGGCGUGUACGCUGCGAUCAUGCUUGGUUCUGCUUUCGUCAGCAUUAUCCAGUCGAUUGUCGGCGCAUGGGGCGGAUACCGUGCCGGCAAGACUCUGCACGACCGUCUUCUUGACUCUGUGAUUCAUAGCACCAUCCGCUUCUUCAACACGACGCCGCUCGGCCGUAUUCUCAUUUUCCCUUUCAUGGACUUCAUGGAGACCAACACUGACGCCGCAGACCGUUUCUCCAAGGACAUUGAAACCAUCGACACACGCCUCAGCGGCAGUUUGCGCACUGUGGCAGUCUACGGUGCCGCCCUCCUGGUCCGCCUGGGUGUCGUCGCCUACAUCGUCCCGUCUUUCCUCAUCCCUGCGGCCUUUAUGAGCUACCUGUACUACAGCUACGCCCUCCUCUACCUCCGUGCCGGUCGCAGCUUCCGUCGUUUGGAGGCCACGUCCAACUCGCCCAUCUUCAGUGGUUUCGCCGAGCUCCUCGACGGUGUCAUCACUGUCCGUGCCUUUUCCGCCGAGUCGCGCUUCUUCGAGACCAUGUGUGUCCAGGUCGACCAGGCUCUGUCGGCGUUCUACUACUACUGGAUGUCCAACCGCUGGCUCAUGGUCCGCAUCGACGUGCUCGGCGGUGCCAGCGUCUUUAUCACCACCCUGAUGGUUCUCCGCGCCGCCACGACCGACGGUAGCGCAGGUGUGGCCAUUUCGGCUGCGUCCGGUCUCGUCCAGUCGUUCUACUGGCUUUCGAGGUUCUGGGGCGAGAUGGAGAUGGACCUCAACAGUGUGGAGCGUGUCGAAGAGUACUUGAACAUUCCUCAAGAGCCACCCUCGGUCAUCGAGGGCAGCCGCCCGCCUGCCUACUGGCCCUCGUACUCUACGACCGAGAGCUUUAUCAGUGCCCAGGACCUCGAGAUCAAGUACUCGCCCGAACUGCCUACCGUCUUCAAGGGAUCGUUUGACAUCAAGGCUAGUGAGAAGAUUGGUCUCAUUGGACGCACUGGAUCGGGCAAGAGCACCCUGGCUAUGAGUCUGCUUCGCUUCACCGACCCAGCUUCCGGCAAGCUCUUUAUCGACGGUAUUGAUGUCACUUCGAUCGGUGUCGACGACCUGCGUUCGCGUAUCACGUACAUUCCCCAGGACGCCGUGCUUUUCUCGGGUACUGUGCGCGACAACCUUGACCCCUUUGGCGAACACACCGAUGCCGACCUUCUCGAUGCUCUCGAGCGCGUCAACCUCGUUGCUGACACUGCACCCGCAAGCCGCAUGGGUAGCCGCCCCGAGAGUGGUGCCGCGACCCCGGUGCUCAACAAGUCGGCACCGACACACCCUCGUCUUGUGGCGAUUGCGGCUGAGAAUGCUGCCGACGACAGCGCCAGCGGUCGUUCGUCCGGCCUCCACACGCCCCGUCUCCAGAUCACACUCGCGUCCGAAGUCUCGGCCGGCGGCACCAACUUCUCCCAAGGCCAACGUCAGCUCGUGGCCAUGGCUCGCGCGCUGCUUCGUCGCUCCAACCUCAUCAUUAUGGACGAGGCGACUGCGUCGGUUGACUUUGCGACGGACGAGGCUAUCCAGCAGGCCAUCCGGUCCGAGUUCAAGGAGAGCACCCUGAUCACCAUCGCGCACCGUCUCAGCUCGAUCAUCGACUAUGACCGCCUGCUUGUGCUCUCGGACGGUGGCGUUGCCGAGUUUGACACUCCCAUGAACCUCCUCCGCAAGGACACGUCGCUGUUCAAGAGCCUGUGCGAAAAGUCCGGCAAGUACACGCAGCUGUACAAGGCGGCCGAGCGCAAGGAGAAGCAGCUCAAGGGUGAAGUCGAGGUGGAGGCGGAGGCGUCUCCUGCGUCGGUCGACUGA
Apiotrichum porosum is the source of this 5061-nucleotide messenger RNA. RefSeq lists its product as uncharacterized. Gene Ontology annotation, cellular component: membrane; fungal-type vacuole. The record is from RefSeq and is a predicted model, not a curated record. The transcript is spliced from 18 exons. Gene Ontology annotation, biological process: transmembrane transport. Bases 1 to 5061 code for a protein of 1686 amino acids. NCBI's taxonomy places the organism in Eukaryota, Fungi, Basidiomycota, Tremellomycetes, Trichosporonales, Trichosporonaceae. Gene Ontology annotation, molecular function: ATP binding; ABC-type peptide transporter activity; ATP hydrolysis activity.